AUGAGGGCUGCACAGGGAAAACCUGUAAAGGGAAACUUAUUAGAGACUACAGCCUCUACUAAAUACUUCGAAGUUUUCGUACUCCGAGAGAACUUAUUUGCUAAAGAUAUUAUAUUUGCUAAGGGCACUAAAGCUACUAAAGCCACAAAAUUCACUUCAAGCACGAAAUUCAAUAAAUUCAAUAAUCGAAUUUAUUGA
Molecule: messenger RNA, 198 nt
Organism: Cetraspora pellucida
Lineage: Eukaryota; Fungi; Glomeromycota; Glomeromycetes; Diversisporales; Gigasporaceae
Source: the annotation of a GenBank genome assembly